Messenger RNA from Penicillium alfredii, 1482 nucleotides. RefSeq names its product HesA/MoeB/ThiF family protein. Gene Ontology annotation, molecular function: URM1 activating enzyme activity; thiosulfate-cyanide sulfurtransferase activity; nucleotidyltransferase activity. The transcript has 4 exons. Gene Ontology annotation, biological process: protein urmylation; tRNA wobble position uridine thiolation. Lineage: Eukaryota; Fungi; Ascomycota; Eurotiomycetes; Eurotiales; Aspergillaceae. Gene Ontology annotation, cellular component: cytoplasm. The record is from RefSeq and is a predicted model, not a curated record. The coding region runs from base 1 to 1482 and encodes 493 amino acids.
AUGGGAUCUCUUGAAGAAACCUGUGCUUCCCUGCGAGCGCAAAUCGCAGCAACAGAAGUGCAACUCGCCAGACUCAAGCGCGACCUCGCGGACGCGGAGAGCGCCGCGAUAAAAUCGGAGACCCCAGCCCCUGCGGAGAACAUCCAACCCACCCAGAACGGCGGACAUAGACGGUGGCCAUUACUCCAGGAGGAGUAUCGACGCUAUGGGCGACAGAUGAUCGUGUCGCAGGUCGGUCUGCAAGGUCAACUUAAACUCCGAUCGGCGAAGGUUCUACUCGUCGGGGCAGGGGGACUGGGAUGCCCCGCUGCGCAGUAUCUGGCUGGGGCUGGGGUGGGCACCAUUGGAAUGAUUGACGGGGAUACGGUUGAGGUUUCGAACCUGCAUCGCCAGGUGCUGCAUCGGGGGAAGAAUGUGGGGAAAUACAAGGUGGACAGUGCGAUUGAGUUUCUGAAAGAGCUCAAUCCGCACCCGACGUACAUUGCGCACCGAACACAUCUCAUGCCCGCCGAGGCACCAGCAAUCUUCAGUGGAUAUGAUCUCAUUCUCGACUGCACAGAUAACCCGGCAACCCGCUACUUGAUUUCAGACACCGCAGUGCUUCUCGGUAAACCACUGGUUUCCGCCUCCGCCUUACGAACCGAGGGCCAAUUGAUGGUGCUGAACAACCCCCACGGAUGCCGGGAGACAAGACAGGAGGACCAUGUUAUCGAUGCGUGUUCCCCAAACCACCACCGGCUGAUAGCGUGGUCAGUUGUGCAGAUGGCGGCGCUGGAGGCGAUCAAGGUCAUCACUGCGCCGACUGUUGAUGAUCCAAUAGACGGAGCUGCAACACGGCCGUGCGAUCCCCCGGCUCUGCAUAUCUUUUCUGCGUACUCGACUCCGCAAUUCCGCACGAUCCGUCUUCGGUCUCGCCGUCCUAGUUGUGCGGUAUGCUCCGCCGAGGCGAGUGUCACUCGGGAUACAAUUACUUCGGGGUCGACCGACUAUGUGUUUUUCUGUGGCUCUGCCAACCCGGGGUCACUACUUGAUCCGGAGGAACGCAUCUCGGCUCGAGAGUAUUCUGAACGACACCCGCAACCGCUGUCUCUAGGAAAUGACUCGCCUAAUCGGCCGGCCGGAAAGGGAGUACAUACGAUCAUUGAUGUGCGAGAUAAGGCGCAGUUUGAAAUCUGCAGUCUUGCAAACAGUAUCAAUAUUCCCAUAUCGAGUAUUUUGUCUUCAAUGCCUCCGCCUAUCCACCAGAAUGGGGACACUGAAGCACCCAGCCAACUUCCUUCCUGGAUUCCCCCAGAGCUUGCCUCGGCGAAUUCUACAACUCCUAUAUACGUGGUAUGUCGACUUGGGAAUGACUCGCAGGUGGCAGUCCAGAAAAUGAAAGAACUAGGACUGCAUCACGGCGGGCAGCGGUUUGUCGGCGACAUCCGCGGGGGCUUUCGAGCAUGGCGCGAGCAGGUGGACCCUGAAUGGCCAGAAUACUGA